AUGUUUAGAGCAAUGGCGCACCACCUUCUUCUGAGGGGUAAGAUGAGCGCUGCCCCGGCGGCGAUCUCGUCCGGCGUCGGCCUCGCUCGCUUCUCCACGGCCCCGAGUUCCCAGAGGCUGGCCGGGAAGGUGUCCGUCAUCACCGGGGCCGCCAGCGGCAUGGGCAAGGCGACGGCCGCGGAGUUCGUCAGGAACGGCGCCAAGGUCAUCCUCACCGACAUCCAGGACGACCUCGGCCGCGCAGUCGCCGCCGAGCUCGGCCCCGACGCCUCCUACGCCCGCUGCGACGUGACCGAUGAGGCGCAGAUCGCCGCGGCCGUCGACCUCGCGGUGGCGCGCCACGGCCGGCUCGACGUCCUGCACAACCACGCCGGGAUCGCGGGGAAGAUGAGCAUGGACUCCAUCGCGUCCCUCGACCUCGCCGACUUCGACCGCACCAUGGCAGCCAACGCGCGGUCUGCCGUCGCCGGGAUCAAGCACGCUGCGCGCGUGAUGGUGCCGCGCCGGAGCGGGUGCAUCAUCUGCACGGCGAGCACGGCGGGGGUGCUCGGCGGCGUGAACCCCGCGUACUGCAUCUCCAAGGCGGCCGUGAUCGGCGCCGUCCGGGCGUUGGCCGGGGAGCUGGGGAGGCACGGCGUGCGCGUGAACGCCAUCUCGCCGCAUGGCAUCGCGACGCCGUUCGGGCUGCGCGGGCUGGCGGAGCUGCUCCCGGAGGCGAGCGAGGAGGAGCUGAGGCGAAUGGUGGAGUCGGGCAUGAACGAGAUGGGUGGGAUGGUGCUGGAGGUGGAGGACAUCGCGCGGGCGGCCCUGUACCUGGCGUCCGACGAGGCCAGGUAUGUCAACGGGCACAACCUCGUCGUCGACGGCGGGUUUACCGUGGGGAAGCUGAUUCACACGCCGGAUCCGGUGAGGAGUGAGUGA
Molecule: messenger RNA, 921 nt
Organism: Triticum turgidum subsp. durum (durum wheat)
Lineage: Eukaryota; Viridiplantae; Streptophyta; Magnoliopsida; Poales; Poaceae
Source: the annotation of a GenBank genome assembly